Molecule: messenger RNA, 357 nt
Organism: Cooperia oncophora
Lineage: Eukaryota; Metazoa; Nematoda; Chromadorea; Rhabditida; Trichostrongylidae
Source: the annotation of a GenBank genome assembly
CAAGGGUUACAUUACCCAAGAGCGUUGGGCGGAGCUAUGGCAGAGAUGUUUACGCGUUGAUUAUGUUCCUGUUGUCGACGUGAGAAAGAUCAAACCGAAGUCGGCAGAAUGGACAGCCCGAGACAGUGCGAUAUUUGAGACCCUGAAGUAUUUAGCCAAGCCCCAAGACAUAGGGAGCUUGUGCCAGAAAGAUUUUGAGGAACUUGAUCGUCAGAUGAAGGGCGUGAAGCAGUAUACACAUGGCGGAGUGUUGAAUGAUUUCAAGCCAGAGCAAGCAGAUAACUUUAGCCCCGAAGAAUGGAAGUUGAUCGCUAAAGAGUUUUAUCAGUGGGCAGGAAAAGAUUACAAACAGUUUUG